CACGCCGUUCAGUUGAGUGUUGUGUUUCUUCUUCGCUUUUCCGUCGUAGUCUUAUCGACGUUAUUAUUAUUUCAAUUAUUUUGUAUACCGAAUGUGUCGCGAAAUACAACGGCGGUCGAUAUCGUUUAAUCCCAACUGUGAAUAUUUUUUUUGAUUUUUUUUUACAAGAGUGUUUUCUUGCGGAGCCUUUGCUGCAAGAUGCGGCGAUUACUUCUUCUUGUCAUCUUAACAACUACAGGUAUACCCUAAUAGUUACACCUACUUAAAAAAUACCGGAGGCGAAUUUUUUUGGAUCGUUAUUUUCUGUCUCUGAAACUUAUUUAAACUAUUUUUAUUUUCAUCGUAAUAAUAUUAAUUAAUUAGUUUACAAUAAUUUUUACAUCCCCGUAUUAUUCUUAUUAUUACCUAUUUGCCUAUUUAUAUGUUUGUUGGCGAAGCUUUGGCUAACCGAUCAAAAACCCGAAUCGCGUCUUAACAAACUGUUGAAGAAAAUAGAAAAUAUAUUAUUUCCACCUCAAUAAAACCCAACCUGCAGGUAUAUAAUAUUUAAAUGUUGUGAUGUGUACCUAUGUGUAUAAUGCGUAUUCCCUUUAGACUGUAUGAUAUGCAUGCAGGGUCGUGCCUGGGGUGGGGGUGCAAGGUGCGAGAGGUAUCCACGUCCCGGGUGCUAUUACUACAGGGGCGCCUUUUUUUUUUUGCUCAUCAUUCAAUUUGUCUGGCAUAGGGUGCCGAUUUUGUUAGACACAGCACUGUGUGCUGCAUGUUUAUAAAUUAAUUAAAUACUUUAAAAGCGUGCUUUCAUUAUAAAUUGGCAUAAUUAAAAACAGUUUAAAGGGACACAAAAUUACAGUAAAUGUGUAUAGGUUAAUGUAUAUAUUUUUUGCUCGGUAAAUUUACACUCUUAACGGCUUCUUCUAAACCAAAAAAACUCAGGAAUUACAGUUUUUUAAUAGACGGUUUGAAGUGAUAACAAUUCGGCUGAAUUUCAAUAUGAAUUUGACCACGUUGUUAUGGGAAGACGGUGAUUUUCAGCUUUGUACACACCCGCAGAUCCCUAAAUAAACCCAGAGGGAUGCAAUUUUGUAAUGUAUGGUGUACAUAUCAAGAAUGUACCUUUUAAUGGUUUUAAUUUGCAAACGCCUUCCCAACCAUUUUUAUGCUCAAAUGCCAUGUUUCACAGGACAUAGCAGGUUUAAAAUACUCUGACUACUGGCUCAUAAAAGUAAGUAACUUGGUUCAAAAGUGUAUAUAUACUCGUGUAAAUAGAAUUGUCGAGUAAGUACCUUAAAAAGGUAUGAACUUUCGACUCCUGUUCCAACCGUUUGUUUGUAUGUCAGGGAAAAUCUCGAGAACUACUCGACAAAACUUGUUUUGUUUAAUUUCCAUACCAACAAUAAUAUAAUAUUCGUAUAAAGGCUGGUAAACAAAAAAAAAAAAAAAAUGAAAAUAAUUUAUACAUGAUUUGAAAGGCCGUAAUUUUUACAAUUUUCGUCAUAAUUUGAUCUUGAAACUCGUUUACUCAAUUAUUAAGAAAACUACACGGAACACUGACAAACGGCUUUUUUACACCUACUAGCUCCAAAAUUAAACGAUAAAGUUCUCUUGUCAUUUUUCGAUUGGAGAAUUAUUUCUGGUAGGUAGCAUAAAGCGUACAAAUUAAUAAUAAUGAAAUUAUAAUGCCGUAAAUUUGUCAGUUUUCAUUUUACUUCUUUAUCCGAUUUUCCCUAAUUACUAUGAAAACUGCUUGGAACACAAAAUAACUCACCAACGAGAUUAAAAAUAUAACACUACUAAGUGUGGUUUUUUAAUUGAAAUAAGAUUUUUGGUUGAAAACAUCUUUGAAAACAUAAUUCGUUAAAAAAAAACAGUAAAACCAAUAAAUCCCACUUCGAAUAAACCCCGAAUCUAUAAAACAUAGAAUAUAAAAACGAAAAAGGCCUGCUGGGAGAAAAUUUGACUUUAAUGACGAAACUCUGCUGCAUAUAUGUGUUUUAGAUUCUGAGCGGAGCGAGGAAUAUAUUGGUUUUACAUUGAAGUUAAUUUUUUUUUUUUCUGUAAACAACUUUUCUACCAGAAAUUUUUCUCCGAUUUUCAAGUGUAGUACCUUUUAUAAAGGGAAAUUGACUGAGGUGGUUCCUUUAAAGAAGUUAUUUUUUGAUUUUAACAGGAGUUUUCAUAACAAAUAGGAAAAAACGUAUAUCAUUUUUAAAUGGUGAAUAUUACGUCUUUUAAAAACGUAUAUAACCGAACCCCGCUCAAAAUCAUUUUUCGUUACCAAUAAAUUAACCGUUUGGAUACAUAUUAACCUUUCCAACUUCUAACUUACAACAGUGGUCCACCCAUUGUGUGAAGUAUAUUUGUUUUUUUUUUUAAUUUAUAUGCCUAUUAAAUUCUUUAAUUUUUAUCAGUUUUUUUUUUUUUUAUGUAUCUAGGUGUAUAUUGCAUAUUUUUUCUGUAAAACACUCAUUAUCUCGGAUAAUAGAUAUAUUUGGUUUUAAUACAUUAUUGUAUGGAGUAGUUAUUAUUUUUUUCAGAAUGUUCUUUAUGGAAUUAUUAUAUUAUGAUUAUGUCACCCUUAUAUUUGAUGCUGAAACCACUAUCAACUUUUGAUCUUAAAGUUUAAAUUACAAGUAGUAUGCAUAUUUCUAAUUAUAGGUCAUAAUUUUGUAACAUUUAAAAUUGUUUAUCAUUAUUAUAAACGCUAAUGUAAAUACUUCAAAUAUUUUUGGUGGGAGGGUCUACAUCCCCUUCAAUAUUUAUUAUGUAGGUACUUUACCUAUACUUUGUACUUACUCGAUAAGAACUUUAUUUGAGGGAAAGUCUCCAUCUCAAUUUGUGUAAAUUAUUUUUAAAAAUUACAUCUAUUACUGUAUUAUAUUAACUAUAUUUAAAUUUUUAGAUUUUAGGAUUUAUGAGAUGUUUUAUAAUAAUUUUCUUUAAACAAUUUAUUUAUGACGGGUCGAUUCCAAAUUAAAAGUACUAUUUCAUAAAUAAUAACCAUAAGGUAAUAACAAUAAAGAAUGAUGGAAUACAAUAUUUUACAAUUACUAUAACAAGAAUGAACACACAAUAAUAAAAAAACUUGCCUUAAUUAUAGAAGAAAAAAAAGUUAGGGUCAUUGUUCUUUUUUCGCAUUUGGCGAUAGGAAAAUUUUCGUUGAAAUUAUAGAAGGCGAACGAAAACUAAAUAAGAAAGGCACAGACAAACAAAUAAUAUGGCGAAAGUACAUUUGAAAUUGAUAAGGGAUAGAAGUUGAGGGUCAACUUUACCAGACUUAAAUUUUUUCUGAAUUUUCGAAUUUCCACUUUCGCAUUUUCACUAAUACCUAAUCUUAAUUUUUAGAUCUCAAAUGUGAUAUCUUUUUUACGAAAAAUUACGUAUAAACAUUAUAUGGGGUUGUAUAAUUUAAUAUUGUGAACACGUGUGGGAAUCUUUCCUAGGUAUCAAAAGAGGUAUACAAUACGUCAAAACAAUUAAUUAUUAACUUUUAAAAAGAAGAAUUCAAUUUGAAUAAUUCUGCUAUAAUACAGAUAUUAGUUAACAUAUAAAACGUUGUAUUUAGAUUUUUUUGUUUAAAAAAGUAUGCUAUUAUUAUUAAUAACAAAAUUAGAACCAUUACACUUCUGAGUAAAUAUAGUUAACACAGGAAUUGAUUAAAUUUUGUUUUAUAGUAUUAUGUUACGGGACGCGAAAGAAAUUAUUUUGUCUUUUGUGGCAAGGAAACCAAUGUCAUUCAAAGAAAGUACUUAUGUACAUUAUUUUUUCACCUUUUAGUCCAUACAAAAAUAUCAAUAAAAAAAAUUAAAUAUAAAAAUUACCGAACGUUAAUUUUGUUUAUAUUGUAUACCUAAUACAUAUAUACCUAUCUAUUAUUCUUAAUUUAUAAGAACGUAAUAGAAAAUUGGUUUAUGCUUUCACAUUUCCUUUUUAACAUUUUUUUUUUGUCUUAAAUAUUGUUGGUACGUUCAACUUAUUUAUUAGUUUUUAAUUAAACAUUUAAAUAUAACAAACAUAGAUUAUAUUACACAUUUUAUAAUUGGUAAAAUCGAUUGUUUUUUGAAUAUUUCGAGACUGAAGCUACAUUUCAGCACUCUUUCACCCACAUAUCCCAUCUCUUAACAGAUUCUUAAUUUUAUUUUAUUUAAAUCAAUAUCGAAAGAUUAUUGUGCCUCACUGAGAAAAUCUCGUUUUGAGGCCCAGGGUUAUUUUAGUUUACAAAUAAUGCUCAUUAAUACAGGUACAUAUUGUGUAACAAAAGGAUAUUUGUACAGAAUAAAUUAUUUAUUUUAUUUUACGAAAACAACCUCUUUUUGCGCGCUGAUGUAUGUACAAAUAUUUUAGAGGGGGUGGACUUAAUAUUGAUAUUAAAUAUACUUAGUAUUUACCUAUUUGGUUUUGGGGGAUUGCCUGAGUUUUAGAGGGGCUAAAUUCCUUUACCCUUACUAUUUGCGUCUACAAGUCUGUACAUUAUAAUUAAACUAUAUAAUGGUAUGAGUUUUAUCCAGUGUUAAUAUAGCUUAUACAGAGAGAAAUUUGAGAGAAGGUAUAAAAUAUAUAAUAUAUAUAUAUAUUUAAUUACCUAAUUUUUCGUUUAUACAUAAAUAUUAAACAAUUAUUAGUUGAAAUAUUGGAUACCUAUUAAAGUAUAAAUAAAUUACAUGAAUUCAAUAAAUAAAACAAUAUUCCGCUAUUUGAUUUUUUGUUUUUUCAAUAAACAGUUGUUUAUAAUAUUUAUAUUACUGUAAAUAUUUUAUUGUUUCUAGCGGAAAAAAAACAAACAACAAAAUAAAAAUUAGUUAUACAUCGCAUUAUCUAAAUUACUCUUACUGUUUUAAAAAUAAUAUUAUUAUAUCUAUGUAUGGAAUAUAAAUUAUACAUGGAAGUAUGGAAGUCUAUCGAAUCGUGUUAUAUAAUAUUAUAUCGCAUUCAGUGCAAUACGUAUAACGAAACGUAUACGAAUAUUUAAUUUUAAAUAUUUCUGCACAAUAUUAUGAAUUUCUUACUUUAAUAUGUUCAUGUUUUUUUUUUUUUUUUUUUGUGCCUGUAAACCACUUUUCAAUCAGCAAUCUUACUCUACUUUUCAAUUGUAGCAUUUUUUCUGAAAACAAAUUUUAUCUUGUUUUUUAAAAUUUCAUAUAGUUUUCUAUUUGGGAAAAAGCGUUAAGUAAACGGAAAAAUUUUACUCCAUUUCCCUCGUGUUUUCAGUAUUUAAGUUUUUUUUUUGUAAUUUAGUUAAAAUUAGUACUUUUUAAUUUUAGUACGAUUUUCAAAAUAUUCUUACCAUUUUUAUGCUAUUUAAAGCCAUGUGAUAUUUUCUAGUUAUUUUUAUUUGGUUUUUUUGAUUAAUAUUGUUUUGGCCUCCAGAACGUAUUUAGGGGUGUCCUUGGGUGCAUUGGUCUGGAGUACCUAUUUUAGGGGGUGUGAUUAUCUUUUAAAUCAUGAUUAAAUAGCAGUUAUUAUUAUUUUUUGUUUAAUAUGUCUUAAUAUCUCAUCUCACAAUUUGCAUUUAUUUAAUGAGUGUUACAAAAUAAUGCGCUUUAUGAAAGGGCGUUAAAAUUGUAAAUACGUCUCUGUGUUUGACGUUUGACCCGAUAAAAAUGCUCGAUAAUUUACCACGAGAUUCGUUAUAAGUUUUACUUAAUGGUAAAAAAAACAAAGUUGUGUGUUAUGCAAUGAUUUUGUAAAAGUUUUAAUUAUUAUUAAAAUCGUAAAAAUUGUGACUUUUUGAAAUAUUUUGAACGGAACUUUACUCAGAAUCCUAGAAUAAUAAAUAGCUACUAAAGUGUAACAUAUUUUAUCUCGAAAUCCAUGCCUGAAUUUCUGUGACAAGUUUUGUGCAAAAUAUCAAAAAAUAUAAUAUUAUUAAAACUUGUAUCUAUAAAUAUAUAGCUAUCUAUAUACAGUAGAACUAGCUUAUUAGGAACACAGAUACUUGAUACAAUUGCGUUAUCCAAACAAAAUGUGUUUAAAUAGAAAAUACAUUUUAUUAACUAAAACUAUGUUAUAAGAAUACAAAUUACACUAUUUGUAAAACUAAGUCUUAUUACUACUUUUUUUUCAACUGUUUAACAAAAUAAUAUUUCUUGAGAUGCUCUGUGUACGAACUCGAAUUUUCUGUGAUUUACAUCUUAAACUAAACUUACAGCAUGUAUGAUUCAGAGUAUGUACAAGGUGCAUAUAUAACUCUAUACUUAAAUUGCUAUUGUGUAAUAUACUAAUACCAUACAUUUCUUCUUGUAUACAUAGUAUAUACAUAGGUAUCUUAUUCUGUACUUUAUUAUAAAAUAUUAUGUUGUUUAUUAGAGUGAUUAUUUCGAUUGUUGUGAUUUUCAAAAUUUUGCAAUAAUCCAUCAAUAUUCAAUAAUAUUUUAUGUAUUCUGUAAAUAAACCAACUACCAAUAUAAUGCAAUGUAACGCGUCAUUUAUAUCUGUUGAAAGAAAAGAAAAACCACCAAUAAUUAUUAUAAUUAAAAGGAAAAUGUAAAAACAAUUGAGAGGAAAUGUUUAAAUAUAAUAUAAGUACCUAGUUGAUUAUCAUAAUCACCAUCAUAGAUUUGAAUUCAGGUUAGACUAGGAAAUUCAAAGAAAUGUCAGCGCGAUAUAAUUUCGAAAAUUGGAGGAUGAUUACAACAUAACCAAGAGCCACUCGGUCAUUUGACACGGUUGUUUGUUUCGCUUAUGAUUACCCCAGAUCGCUUUUCUUCCGUAAGUCUUAAGUAUUUGCUCCAUAUAACACAAUACGAGUACCUGUGUUUUAUGUUACAUAGUUAAGUACUUUUAUUUAUUUGUAUUAUUAUUAUAAUAUUAGUUUAAAUUAACAUUAAUAUAUAUAGGCGGUUAAAUGCACAGGGAUUCUUGUGCUUAAGUACAGUAUACGUGUACUCGUAUUUAAUUUAUUUACAUGGGUAGGUAUAGGGUAUUAAAUGUUUGUAGCGAAAAUAUAAAAAGUAUAAUUUUAUGGUAGAAAUAUUUUCAAAAUAUGUUAAUUUUAUGAUUCGUCAAUUACUUUUAGGUUAUUAUUAUUUACACGGCACUAUAUUAUCCAAUGUAUGUAAAUUUGUGUUAUUGUUUGACAGCCGUUCAUAUAUUACAUUAUUAGUAUUAUUAUUUAUUAUUAUUAUUCUUUUUCUUAUACUUUCGUAAUAUGUUAAAACUGCAGCUCACUUAAUAGAAUUCAAAAAAAUUGUAUUUUAAAAAAAGGAUAUAAUUUUGUAUUAAAUGGCAGUAAUGACAAUUUUGAACUUUUAGUGCUAAAAAGUUCUACGUGUAUAACUUACACAUUGAAUUAUUGUUAUUAUUAGGUAACACUGUUAUAGAUAUGUAACUGUAUAACUAAUGAUUUAAUUUUAUUCUUAUAAAAUAUCCAUAUAUUCUUUCUCUACAUUAAACAAGUUUCAGAUUCGUUUCUGAAAUCAAAAUAAUUGACAAUCUCGUGAAUGAUAUAUUAAUUAGUAAUUACCUAUCUAUAUAAGUCACGUGCUCGUCAUAAAUACCUAAAUAAUUUAUAUAAUUUUAAUUAUUUUAACAAGUUUAUUUUGUAAUGAGGAAUAACGAUCCAAAUUAUUUAUUUAUUUAGUCAAGGUGAAGCCUUUAUUCAGUUUUUUAUUUUUAUUUUUUUUAUUUAUUAUAUUGCAGGUUUUGUAGGAUGUUUAGCAACUUCAACUGAAACGCUAUGCAAGUUCCCUGGUGCACCGGCACAUUCGACUGUAUCGUUUUCCAACGAUACUUUACCUACUGGUGCGAUAGCUACGUAUAAUUGCGAAAGGGGAUUCGAACUUCUGGGACCAGCUAGAAGAGUGUGUGAACCGACCGGAGAAUGGCUGCCCGAAGGAAUACCAUUUUGUGGUAAGUUUUUUUUAAUUUUUUCUUAAUUUCAUCAUAUUUGUAAUAGGUAUAGAAGCUAUAAUAGUAAUAUCAUUUUAAAUUAUAUUUAAUGGUUUACUGACUAUUAUUCGUUGAUCGUUUCUAAUAUAUUUUAAAUUAAUUUUAAACCGAUUAAGAAUAAUAUAAGAUCCGGCUAAAUCAUAAAAGACUUAAACGACAUGCACGUAAUAUUUUUUAAAUAUUUAUAUUGUUAUAGAAAGUUUUUGAGCUUAUAUACCUACUAUUCAAUGUUUACUUUCCUUAUUAUUUUUAAAUUUUCAUCUGGUACCUAACAAUUGAUUGCUAUAUAAAAGCGUUUUUCCUACAAAUUAUGUAUUUUUAAUGAACACAUAAUAUCACUCUUUUGUUAUUUUUUUUAAACUUUCCCUUGCGUUUAUAAGCACUACCGAAACAAUAUGAAGAUUUAUUUUUAUUUGUUAUUCGUGGACUUUUUUUAUAAUAAGAUAACUAUCUAGUAAAAAUUGUUGUAUUAUUAAUUACCUACAUCGUUUAUUAGAAAUUAGUAAUAGUAUGAUACUUAUUAAGCCAACGAAAAUAGUUUAAUUUAAAUAUAAUGUUAUCUACCUAUAAUAACAUUGUAUAUCUUAUAGAAAAAUCUAGCAAGGAAAAUAUUGAAAUAAUGUGUGGUAAUAUAUCAACACUCUUAAGUAUUCUAAAUGUACGAUGACAAAAAAAAACAAUUUUUUGAAUAAAAAUAGUAGGUACCGUUGGCCAAGAUAAUAAUAAUAAUAAUAAAAAAAAAUACUACCGCAUGGUUGUCGCGUCGGUUAGAAUCAUAUACAAAGUGGUAAAUUAUGCUCGUGAAUUUAAUGCCCCGUGAAAAAGUAUAUAUUUUCAUGGGUAAAAAAUGAAAUUUAUUUUAUAACAAUAGUACUUACCUAUAAAACCGCUGUUUCUUCAACAGAUUAUAAUAGCGUAAAGAAUUGUAAUAUUUUGUUAUCCACAAGGACAAAAAAUACCGAUUAAAAACAAAACAGAUCUAUCUAUCUACAUAUAAGUAUUAAGUACUAUAAUUUUUUUUUGAGAUACAUACGAUUUUCAAAUCAAAUCAAUGCUUAGUAUUCAUUAUCAAUAUUUUGGGGGCUUAAGUUUCCCUGGCCAAAAAAAUAUUUGAGCUAUUUGCGCUUUAUAUAAAGUAUUUGUAUGUUUAUCGUUAUGAUUGUUAAAUAAAAAUUCAGUCAAGUAACUAUUCUUUUCAUAAAGAUACAUAACAUCAUUUAUAAAUUUGUUAUUCGCUUUUGAUGAUAAUUAUUUCAUUUAUUUAUUUAUUGGGUUUAUUUGUAUAAUAUAUAUAAUGUAUUUAUCGAAAUAUUACUUAGUAGUUACUUACUAUAAAGGGAACUAAUUUAAGAAUAUGUUAACAAAUUAUUUGCUUAAUUUAUUUUUGAAUAAUUGAACAAACACUGUAAAAUUUUUCAAAAUUCCUCUAUUAUAUAAUUGUGGCUAUACUAUCAAUGACAACAAAAUAAUUAUACAAAUAGUCUCUAUUAUAUGAAUAUUAAUAAGUAUUUAAGAAUUAAGUACACAUCAUUAUUUAAGUACUCGUAGAACCUAAGACGAAAUGUAUUUCUUUUUUUUGUUUACUGUGUGGGGUCCAUGUAUAUUGUAUACGUCUAUUGGUAGGCUUAAAAAAAUAAAAUAAAAUAAACACUGGUCAUUUGUAUUACAUUUCAUACCGACAAGUACUUAUUAUAAUAUUAAUUUGCAUUAUUUAAAUGUAUUUAAAGCUACUUUUAGAUAGUUAGGAUGUUAAUACUUCUGUUUACCUAGUCCGACUCGUUGUUUUUCGAUUGCAGGGACGCUGAAAAUUGAAUUCCAAAUGUGUGUACUUAAAUAACAUUCGAUAUUUAUCACGAGACCAUUUUAUUAUAAAUAAUAUUAUUUUAUCUACAAAAGCAUUCACUUCUUAUUUAUUAUGUAGGUACUCCUCUAAGAAGUGAAAAGCCAUUUUGUAAUUGUGACCUGAUUGUAACUUCCAAAGUGGGUGACGUAUUCAUUAGUGUGACCCGUAGAUUUUAAGAGCUGAUGACAGAAGCUACAUUAUAGUAUUCAAUCGUAGGGACAAAACAAUACGCGCCUAGAAUAUAUUAUAUAUUAAUAAUAACAAUGUAGUAAUGAUAACCUGAUUUUUACGAAUUCAUUAAAUUCGCCGUACGACGAAUUAAAAUAAUCGAACAAUUAUAUCGCGGAAAGAAAGACAAAAAAAAAAAAAUCACAAUAUGUUUCAUACAGUUUAUGUCGAUGUAUAUAGCCGUAACACAUAAUAUGUAUAUAUCAUAUUGUAUCGCCGGUGUCCUAUAGUCGUCCAAGUACUGUAGCUACCUAUAUAAUAAGUACGUAAGAAUCUUCAAGUUGAAAUUGAAAAUGAGACCAUCAGCAUGGGUGUGUGUGUAUAUUAUAUAUUUACAGUGUUGAUGUAGGUGCGCAUAUAUUAUCGUAUUGGCGGCGCAUAAUAUAUAGGUAUAUAGUAAUGUAAAUAAAUAAAUAAAUAAAUCGUGUUCUCGAUAAAACACAACGUCAAUUUUUAUAUGUCACACGCGGAAAUCCUUUUGUCACCCGUACUGAAUUUAAACGCGCCGUAUAUAUAACAAUGUUAUUAUACCUAUACGUCAUUAUUAUUAUUGUGGUGCGUUGCGUCUUAUAAUGUACAGUGUGUACACGUUAAUACGCGGCCCAUUUAUUUAUUUUUUUCGGACAUACUUCUUUACGUCUUCCCAUAUUAUUAUAAUAGUCAUAAUACCGCUAUUACAACGGUAAACUACACCUUAUUCUCGCUUGCGUCUCGUUUCAUUCCGCCGCACGUUUAGAUCCGACAAUCGGCACCCAUCGUAGCAUGAUAAUUGCCAAUCGGCACGAGUAAUCGAUGAGUUUGCCAAAUCAUGACCAAUAGGUACCCACAAUUAUAAUAUGCUUACUAUAAGCCAUAGCUAUAUGUAUGUAUAUAAAUACGGUAACAGAUAGGAAUUCAAUGGCCGUUUGUUUUUCGUCACACUUAAAAAUUCCGUCAGUCCUUAUAUAUAUACGUACCUAUGCGUUGGGACUUUAUUUUGUCUACUAUCGAACGGACAUCAAAUAUUCAUAUACAAUAUAAUUUUAUCAUGUACGGGUACAAAUAGUCGGUCGUAGGUGCGCGGCGAUUUAGUGAUUAUUAAUUUUUUUUUUUUUUUUUUUUUUUUAAUAUUUAUGUCAUGGAAGUUUUCACUCGGUUAUGUACGGAGAAAGUCUUAAUCUCCUUGUAAAGUAAAAUUUAUACAUCGUAGGCUCGUAUAUAAACAUAUGUACUAAUAUAAUUUCAGUAUAUUAUAGGUAAUAAUUUGUGUAACUAUUAUAAAAAAAAAAGUAUUUUUUUUUAGUGUAUAUUUCAAGUAUGAUGCGUUUAAAUAAUACACGAUCCCACAAUAGCUGUUCCGUAUAAUCCUUAAGCUCUAUAAACUGAUCUCGAGAGAAGAAAAAUACUAACCCGAUAGUUACAUUGGCCUAUUCAAAUUUAUAGUCGCGACAUAAGAGAUUCUUAUAAUAUACAUUAUUGUUAUGAUCUUUAUUGUCAAAAGUUUACUUUAAAUUUAGCUCGGUAAAUUAUGAAGACGUUGGUUUUAUUAAAAAUAUAAUACAGAAAAAAUAUGAUUAAAUUAUAAAAUACCUAUAUGGUAUUUAGUAUGCUUACGCGAUGAACAUUUUCGAGCUGAAUGGGCUGGUAAAUAAUGUUGUUUUUAGAAGAGUCAUCUGAGCGUUAUAAAUCCACAAGACUCGUACCAUAAUUGACCAUUUAAAUGGUACAUGGAUAAUGAAUUUACCUAUGUCGGAUAAGCGUGGUCUCGUAACCUCAAUAUGCUAUUGUGUAUAGUAUGUAGUGUAUAAACUAUAAAUACAUUUAAUAAAUAUUAGAUAUUAUGUACAUGCAUGAUGAAUUUAAACGAUUUUUCACUAUUAAUAAAUAAUAGACUACAGGGAUUCUUCUGAUCUUACAGAAAAUAUUUUUGUACAAUUUUCUAAUAAUUCUGCAUCGUAAGUACCUUUAGGUAUAUUGUUAUAUUAUAAUGCACAAAUACCCAGCUAAUACCUAGUUCAUCCUCCCCCCCUAAAUGAAGUCUUUAUCAAGUAAAAAUCAAGUACACAUAAUCAAUUAAAUUAUACGAAGUUAAGCCCCUCCCCUAAAUAUUAGUACUGUUUGCGCCUAUGUAUAUUGUGUAUUACGCUUAAACGAAAUUCUCUAUGUUUUAUAAAACAAUUUAAAUUAUAGGUUCCAAAGAUAUAUUGGGUGUCCUACAGUAUUAUCCGAAUGCUCAUAACUCUAUCGACGUUUAUUUUUUCUUUUAAGAACAUUUUUUUCUAAACGAAUGAAAAAAAAUGAGCAUUGACAGAGUUAAAUGAGCAUUCGGAUAACACUGUACGUGAUCCUGUAUACAUUGAACCGGUAGAGUAAAUGACAAUAAUUAUACGGUAAAACAAUCACGAAUAUGGCAUAUGUUGAAUAAGUACUGUUUUAUGAAAAUAGAAUAAUUUCAAAUUAAAUACCAAAUUAGAUACGUAUCGUCUAUACCUAAGCAGAUACGAAUGAGUCUAGAACAAUAUGUGACUAAAGCGAAAUUCGUGUUUACUUACUCAUUUAACGUAAUCAUAUUAUUUCAAAUAGAAUAUAUUGGAGAUGGCAUUUAAUUUCAUAUAAAUACAAAGCGAGGUUCAAAACAAUAUUUCAUUCAUUUAAAUAUGAAGUUUAAAUUAGUAUUGACAGUUUUUUUUUUGGUUUUAUGUGGAUUCAACUAUGUCAGCCAAGCAGAAAAGUUUCAUAAUUUUAAUCGAAGUUCAUCAUUAGUUGUACUUAGGGUCAAAAAAAAGUCAAGCGAAAUGUAGUCAAUUUUUUAAUAAGCUUUUUGUGUUCAUAUUUUAAUGAAAAUGUUUUAUUAGUUUUUUAAUUUCUAAGUUAGCAAGAAUAAUACUCUACUCAAAAUCAUUUAUUGUUACAUACAAAUUUAAAUUAAAUAACUAUCCUACCUUCUGAACUUCCCACCUAUAAGAGUGGCACACCCAUGAGCCUUAUCAAUUAUUUUUCAAUUUUUAUCUAGAAUUACUUUAUACACAUAUUAAGUAUCCAUUAAGGGUGUACAUUCUUUUUUUUUCAUAUUUUAGUUAUAUAUAUCACAUAAUCAUGUUAUAUAUACGUGUACAAUAAAUAAUAAUAAUAUGAUUAACCAUCUUUUCUUAUAAGUAUAUUUUACAUAAUUUUUAAAUAAUGCAGACAAUAAAACAAAAUAAUAAAAAGAUUAUUGUGCAAUAUUCUUUUAUGUGAUACCGCAUUUUAACGAGUAGUCAUUAUAGCAUUAUAAAGUUAUCAUAUAUAAAAUAACAUUUUAUUCAGAAUAUUACAUAAGUAUACCCACAUGCGCGUAUGCAAAAUAUUAUUAUAGUAGAAGAUUAAAAAAAUCAUAUGCAAUGCCAUAUUUUUGCAUUAGGUCAAAUUAACGGUGCUCGGGAGACGAGCCAAUAUUAUAUAAACAAUACGUGAUCCUCCUGUUUGUGGGUGAAAAUGUAGGUCCUGUCCGCUUUUCGUCUUCUAAUGAUGUGCGACGUAUCAAAUAUAUCGUAAAUUAAAAAUGAGUUAAAUAUCCGCAUUGAAUUUAUAAUAUUGUAUAUUAAAUCCAUUACAGAACCGUGAUAGACAAGUACGUGUAAGAAUCCACCUUUUGUGUACAUGUAUGUGAAAUACCUAUACCCGUGAAUUCGUAUUGGAAUUAAAUCGUAUAAUCAUAUUAAUACCUAUGUAUGCUAUACUAUAAUAUAGCAUCCUAUGUGACUAAAUUGGUAACGGUUACAAAAACAAAAAUGUAUAAAGGCCACAGACAUCGGAAAGUUGUCAAGGGUUUUCGUCAAAAUGUAAAAUAUAAAACACAAUAUAUUUUAUUAUUUUCUACGUUAAUUUGCCAUUAUAAUGUAUGAUCCGUGUCUAUUGUACUAUACUACUGAUACGGUUUGAUUCGUAAUUCCUGCAGGUUAGUAUGGUUACUAUAAUUUGCUAACUAACCACUAGUUGUUAUGAAAAGGCAAUCCGAAAAAAUUACUAAAAACUAAGUUUUAAAACAAAAUUGAAUGUUCUAGUGGGUUUUUCAUUAACUUAAUUUCUAUACAAUCAAAAAUAAUUAUACAAUUAUAAAAAAAUAGCAUAUCCCAAAUAAAUCAUAUUUAUUUCAAAUCUUAAAUACACUUUAAACUAUACGAAUAUACAAGUUUUGUAAUGUGUAAUAUUUCAUUUUAAAGUUGUGCUAUAUUAACAUUUUUAAACAAAGAUUGAUACCACUGGUGGGUAUAUCACUGUUUUAGUUGGGAAGUUGGAAGGGCUAUAGAUUUAUUCAAUUUAUGUCUACACAAAAAUAAACAAUUCUGAGCAUAGUAUUAUUAGUUGCACUUUUCUCCUUGUUGUCGAGCCAACCCAUAAUUCAACAACGAUUACACAAAACAUAGUCAGUUUUUUUUAUUUAUUGAAAACACAAGGAAAAUCGAUGAUGAACUCCUCAGCGCACCAACUAGAUUUGUGAUAGCGGUGGAGUGGUGGUGGUACGCAUUUUCUGGCGGUAAAUAACAAAUACUAAUAAAAAAUGAUUUUGAGUGAAGUUCAGUUAUACGUAUUUUAAAAUACAGGCAUUUUUACGAUUUUUAUAGAAAUUCAAUCGCUUAUAAAUAAAAAUAUUACGCUCGGCUUUUAUUUUUGUGAACAUUAAAUAUAACUUAUAAUGAAUUUAUUGUUAAAUUUUAAAACAUUUCUUUUUGGUCAAACAAUUAUAUCCAAAUAAUAUUAACCAAAUAAAAAAACUACAGCAAAAACUUGCAAAUACAAAAUGCUUACACAAAUCGCCAAAUGGUUUUUAAAACUAUCAUGUCUAGAUAAAGCUAAAAAAAAGUAUUCUUUGAAAAUAUUAGAUCUCUACAAUCAUUUUUAACUGAAAUAUGAAAAAAAAAAACAUCCUAGGAUAAUGGGGUAGGGUGCAGACAACCUAUUUGAUAUUAAAAUUCCUUUAAAAAAAAAAUACUACAUUAAACUAAAAUUUUCUUUUUUUGACCACAAAGACUCUUAAUGAACCUCAUGUUAAAUUUUCAAGUAUUAGUACAAAACUUGCAAAACAAAAAUGUCUAUAAAUAGCUCAAAAAUGACUUAAAUUUUUUGAAAAUUUGACCACGUAAAGGCAGAAAAGGCAAAUAUAAAUUUUCUGUCCAAAUUUUAAGUCCAUAGAGUCUAUACGAAUAUUUUAAUAAUUUUAAUAAUUUUAACUAAAUUUCAACAAAAAUAUUAAAAUUUUUAUAAAAAGCAUAAAAACGACAAAAAUGUUUCAAACAUUUUAUGUCUAUAAAGGGCAAAUAUAAGUUUCCUGUCCAAAUUUCAAGUCUUUACGAAUAUUUUGAACUGAAUUACAACAAAUAACAAAAUUGAAAAAUAAUAAAAGCAUUAUUUUCGUAAAUUUCUCGUUUUUUACGUUUUAUUCUGGUUUUUCCCAGAUAUGAAAACCACUUGAAAAAUCAAAAAAUUACCUCCUAAAAGUACCAUGUAGACAACAUUCCCUUUUAGAAAUAUUGCCGCGCGUUUAUAUCUGAGAGAAAUUUUUAGUAGACUUUUUGUAAACAGUAUAUAAAAAAAAAACCAAUAUAUUCUUCGCUACACUCAGAAUUUAAAAAAUUGAAAUAAUUGUUAUAAAAAUUACAAUAUUUUUACUAUAAGAGUACACACGUAAAUAAUAUUAAACUCCAUUAAAAUUAAAUAAAUAAAGAUCAAUCAAAAUUAUACUUUAUUUUUGGUUUUUUUUAUACAAGUAAGGCUACAAUUAACUUAUAUAUAUAUAUAUACGUUGUAUUAUUUUAUUUGAUAAUUAAACGCCUUGACAGGCAUAUUACAAUAUGUAAUAAAUGCAAUUAUGGACGAAAUCGGUUAAUCUGAAAUUUAUUUUGUGAACUUUAUAUCAAUUGCAAUGGGAGAUUAAAAUACAUUCAAAUCACGACACAACCAAUAGUACCUAUUGUAUGUAAAAAUGUAUUCGUGCAUGAUCUCUGACACAUUAUGUUUCCAUUUAUUAUGAGAUUUUUCACUGACCACAGUAGGUAGAUCAAAGGGCAAUUUCAUGUCACGUUUUUCUUUGGAGAUUUGACAUGUUAUUCUAUUUUGCCUAUACAAAGUAAAAUCACCUAAAAACAUUAUAAAAUACAAUUUAUCAGAUUGGUUUUGCUUAAAAAAAAAAAAAAAAAAAAGAGUAUUAUUUAUUUUAUAGAUGUUAUAGUUUUUUCAUAAUAAUAUAUUUGAAAAAUUAACGAUUAUAAAUUGUUGACUAGUUUUUUUCCAUACCUAAAUGUUUACAUCACUUCGUUUACCGCAACGAAAAAAAUCUUAUAUAUGUACAAUAUACAUAAUAUAUACAUGUAUACACUCGUCGCCUAAAGAGAUUAGAUUAGAAUAGAUUUAGAAUUAGAAUUUUUAGAAUUUAGAAUUUAGAAUAAUCUUAUUCAUACCAUUACUAGAUUUUAUAUCCGUACCGUUUAAAUUUUACUUCUCGUAUAACGUACAUCACUGCGGUGUCUGUAGUACAACGAUUUAUUGACAACAUAACAACGUCUUAUAAAUUACAAACGUCCAGUCGACCGAUGUUUGCUCCAAAAAAAAAAAAAUAAUAAUUCUGAUGAAAUUAUAUAUAUAUAUUUUUCUCUCGUUUUAUAUAAUAUCCCAAUUUAACAGUCCUAUAAGUUCAAUGACAUAUUUUUUUUUUUUAUAAUAUUACAUUUUAUGUAGCGUCCCCACGAAUGAUUUUAUCCUGGUAUAUUUUCCUUAUAGUCUUAAGAAUAUUCUCAAUAAAACGAACAGUUGAAACUAUUAUGCCUAUCUUCAAAUAAUACGCUCUUUGAAUGAUUAUUAUAAUUAUUCGUUAAAUAAUACUUAAAGGAGGGAAAGUAGUUUACUUAUUUAAAACUGGUUAGUUUUAAUAUCCUUCAUAUUUUUUUUCUUACACUCGAUAGAAAAAAUUUUUAAUUUGACCAUGAACACGUACCAAUUAACAAUGUAGAAUGUGGAAAAAUCGAUUCCAAUUCAUAUAAUUAGUCAAAAGCAUAUUCACUUUUUUCGUCGUGAUCACAGUUCACACUUACACAGGUAUACAGUUUUUUUUUUUAUACUAUAAAAAAAUAUAACGUACUCACUUAAAUUUAUAUAUAAGAACGCGAAUACGUGAUCGUUCAAUUUCCAAUUAUUUUGAAAAGAAAAAAAACCAGUAUAGUCAGGUAGGUAUCUUCGAAACGAACCUACGUAUUAUAGUCUUGUCAUUCGGAUAUUGAAAUAAUAACUGCACAGCAUAGUAUUAUUCUAGUCGGGUUUUUAAACUCUACAUAGGUAGGUAAUUUACUCAAUAGGCUGGUUAAUCGAAAAUAAAACAAAAAAUACGUUUCUAUAUAAAAAAAUCAAUUUAUUUUAGAUUCCUAGCAGAGAGAAAAAGCUAUUAUAUAAAUUAUUAUAUAUUAUAUAAAGAUUUAAUAGUAUGUGUUUAUUUUCGAUUAAUAUUUUUUUAAAACAAUAUACAUUUUUCAAAAUAUGUAUAUUUAAUCUCGACUAUUAUCUUUCGUCCAUUGAUCGAAGCGAUACAAAUACCCCUUAAAUUAUAAUAAUUAUAAUAUAAUAUAAUAAUAUAAUAAUAUAUAUAUGUAUAUAUAUAUAUAUAAUAAUAUAAUAUGUACAUUGUACCUAUCUCACUUUUCUAUUAUUCUAGUGUAGAAUAAACAAGUUAAAUAAAUUGGUGAUUUUAAAUUAUAACGAGUCGCUUAUAAAAUAAUAUACUCAUACAAUUAAAUUAGUAAAUUAAUUAUUAUUCAUUCACAAAUACUUAAAUGUCCGUUAUUUUGUUUAUGAACUGAUUAUUAAUUAGAUAGAUAUCGUAAAAUUGCACGUCAAUCACCGUAUUACUUUUCUAUAGGUACCUACUACCUAAACAAUAAAAAGUGGAACAGUAAUUCCGGUGUUAUAAACACUCGUCUCGCUUCGCUCACCUUUGUGUAGGAUAUAGAAUACAAUGACGAAUAUAGAUAAAGACUAUAAGAUUCUAGUUAAUAUUAUAGUUCAUAGGUUAAAGAUUUAUUAUAAUGAUUUUAGAGUUGCUAUUACACAUUUACUUGUAUGUAUCUUUUGGCUGUUUUUUCAUUGUUUCGAAAUUAAUUUUGAAACUGGAAUACUUUAUAGAUAAUCUCUCUGAAAUAUCAUUACAAUGUUCAACUUCGAAUAGAAGUAUCUAUCUCUCACUUUCUAUACAUAUAGAUACUCCUACAUGACAAAUUUAAUAGAUAUUUACUGGUUUAAAAAGUGUUUUCCGGAAAAAAAAAAACCUGUCAUUGUAAAAUUAAUGGCUCCCUGGCUAUGCUCGUAAAUCGUAAUUCAAUAAUAUAGAACAGAAAAUACGCCUCGGUUUAAAUUAUACCCAGUGUUAUAUUAUUAUUUUUAACUUAGAAGCAAUGUUCUAUAAUGUACUACAAUUAAAUUCGGAAAACGAUUUGGACUUGAUUAACCGAAAAUUGUUGAUAUCUUGUUAAAAUAGAUUUAUUGCAAGUAUUUCAGUUUUUUUUUUCUGAUAUUUCUAAUAUUUAUAGGAAUAUGUUUUUAUAGUAUUUCGAAAAUAAAUAAAUGCUUGAACAUUUUUAGAUUAAUAUAGAAUAAUAAUAGUUUUAUGCGACUCAAUGAGGGAAAAGCAAAUUGUGUAUUAUACUUUAAGUAUUACCCAUCAGAAUAGAGAUGUAUAAUAUUAUGAUAUACCUUUUAUUUUUCACAUUGAUAAUAUUCAUAAACCAUAGUUAUCUUACCUCUAACUACAAAUAUCAAAAAUAAACAGGUAUACAAAAAAAAAAAAAAAUACAAGUAAAAACACGAAUAAAAAUUUAAAAUAUUAAAUAUUAUGGUUUCCUAUACUUGAUUUUUUUCGAUCGAUCAACAUACAGUGCAUUUAACCAAUUAUUAUUACUCUGCGUACCGUAUUUCUUUUUAUAUAUGAUUUAUAACUUUUGUAUCCCGAUUCAUUUUAUCGGUCGCUUUUGAAUUGAAAUUAUUUAAUUUAAAUAUUCAAUUGUAACGGAGCCCGGAUAUACUACAAUUUUGAACAAUUUUUAAAUUAAAGUCAUUACUAUAAUCUAUAGAACUACAAGUUUUAGGUUUCUCGUAAAAAUGUAUUUGCGUUACGUAGGUAUAGGUGCAUUUCACAAGCGAGUGAGAUCGGUGACACAUGAAAUCAUGCGAUACCCAACUUAUUAUGCCAUAAAAUCGACUACUAUUGGUAAUAAACUUUUCGGUUGAAUUGUUUAUUACGCGUCUGUAUAUUUUUUGCCUAGGCAAUAGUUUUCUACCGAGAUCCGGUUGGAGAUCCUAUAUUGUAUGUAUCGCUGACCUGGCCCGUGUGUCAUGGGAAAAUAACACAAUAAUAUUAUAAUAUACGUUUUAAGUACAAUACGUGUAUUUCCAAACCAUAUAGAAUUGCAUGAAGCUUUUUAACUACCUAUUUUUAUUGUCAUAUCGCUGUAAAACCAAUAGUUCUCCUCUCACCCGAGGCACUCAAAAUGCAAUAACUAAAUUGUAUAAAAUGUGCAUAAACCUAUCUAUUUAAAAAAAAAAAAAAAAUUAUGUUUAAAUGUUGCAUAAUAGAAAAUAUAAUAAUAUUAUAUUGAGUAAUGAUAGUAAAAUCUCCAUAGUAUACUCUCAAUAAUAUAAUAUAUCAUAUAAUAAAAGGUUAAUUAAAAAGAACUUUUUUAAAAUAAUUACGUUUAAUAAUAAACACAUUCUAUCACAUUAUUAUUCACCCUUUUUUUUAUUAUUAUAUUGUAUAAUGUAUAAUCUCUAAAAUUGUUUCACGACUAGUUAUUACUUAUUUCACACGGAUGAUAUAUUUAAUAUAUUUGUAUGGUAUGCGAGUCCAGUCACAAAUUCAAAAAUAUUUAUCGUAGCCGUUUGUAUAUUAUUAGGUAUUUAUUAUAACGCACCUAUAAAUUAUUUUUUCCACGUUGAUACUAAGAGGAACUCUGUGCGUAGGUAUCGCGUUUUGCCGCGUAUGUGUUUGUUGUUCCGUGGCCUCCAGUUAGGUGAAGGCCACGGUCGGCUCUCAUUGGUUUGCAACCGGUUCCGCCGCAGCAUCUAGGUCAAACAUUCCGCGUCUGUGUUAUUAUAGCGCCUUGAGUCCGCGUCAAGACGUAGAAAUUUCACUGGAACUACUGAAAAUGUGUAGUAGCUUCGAACUAGGAGUUCUCUCUUUCUUUUUGGAACACAUAAGGUAGGUAGAUGGUUAUACGGCUAUACAGCAUGUGUGUCGUCGAUAUUGUUAGUUUUGUGUAUUUUGCGAGUGCGUGAAUUAAUUUCACGUCUGAUUACUGCGGUGAAUGAUUUGGCGACAAGACAAGGGCCUUUCUUCUGUACCGUCUCGUCCGUAUUAUAUUUUUUAUAAGAUAAUAAGAAUAAGAAUUUCCGUACUACUUAUAUACUGUCAAUGGAAAUUGAAAUCUGCCCUUUAUUUUCAAAAAAUAUCAAUAACUUUUGGUAAACGUAUCGAGUAAAUUGAUUUAUUUUUUUUUUUAGAAAUAAAUUUCUACAGUUUGUCUGAUUAGUAUAUAAAAUACUACGAUUCUUAGUUUUGGAUAGCUCAUAACUAUAGACUUAGACACCUAUAUGUUUUUCUAAGUAUACACAGCCUAAAAAGAAUUUAUACUGAUGAAAAAUAAAAUCUAUUUAAAAGUAAAAAACCAAAAGAUAUCGAUCACUAUCGUUGUUUAUUGUUUUUGUGUUGGCCUAUGAACUUGGAAGUGUUUAGAGAUGCACACCAGGACCUUGAGAUGAAAUUCUUAAUCUAUUGUUACCGACGUAAAUCGUGACCAUUUCAUAUUAGAGGCACGGUAAUAACUGUUCAAAUUAUCUUAUAAUAAAAUAAAGUCAAGGGUAAAUAUUUUAAUAUUUUACUUUCUUUUUUAUUCAUAAGUACCUAUUAAUAUUGAAAAUAAAUAGUGAGCACUAAAGAACUAGAUUAUGCCUAUUUAAUUAAGUAUAUGCACGUGUUACCUAAAUGUUAAAUUUGUUUACUUUAUUAAAUAUUAUACAAAUAUUCUUUCUAUAAUUUAAGAUAAUUAUUUUGGUUUAACAAUAUGUAGUUGUUUAUUUUUAAGAUUAUUAGAAAUUGAUAAUUAAAUUUUAAAAUGCAAUAAUAUUCGCUUUCUUUCUAUUAUAAAUAUACUUUCACGUUAUAUAUAAUAAUAUAAUAAAUAUCACGUUAAAUUCAAUGCAUAUAAAAGAGGUUUAGACAAUAUAUAUAGAGAUAAAAAAGUUUAAGAAAAUAUGGUGCCUGAUAAUAUUAUAUAAAUAAGCUCAAUAGGUACUUAUAUAUUUUAUUACAUAAAAUCGUAUUUCCUGAUUUUCUCUUAGUUUGAAUACAAUAACUAAAGGUUUUAUUUUUCGAAAGAAUAAUUUGAAUAUUAAAAACUUAAAUAUAUAUUUCUAACUCUUCUCAUAUAAUAUAUUAAACAUUACUAACAUUAUAAAUAGGUACCUACUUAUUAUUUUAUUUAAUUCCAUGAGAGUACAAAUACCUACAUACAAUAUAUUAUAUUAAAUUAUAUUUCGUAAACUAUUAUGUAUGUUAAUAUUUAGUAUAUGUAUUAAUCAUGUUUUUUUUUUUAAAUACGUAACUAUGAAUCACACUUUUUAAUUAUACACAUAUAUAUAUAUAUAUUUUGAUUAAUAUCGAUUUUAAUUUAAAUCAACAUUUUUGUUUCUUAUUACAUAAGCUCACAAUAAUUAUUAUUUUCGAAAGUAAAGAAACGUGCAGGUGUGCAUGAUGCAUCGUUGUUAAAUUAUAUGUUUUCCACUACAAGCGUAUAGAUGGAAGAUGCCUUCUUUUUUAAUAGGGUUGGACCCUUCUGAACAACAUUCAAAAACCUGUUGUUCCACUUAGUGAAAAUCUACCCAUGGUAAAUUAUAAAAAAUAACUUCCCCAAACUAUUCAGAAACACAAUACUCGAUGAUUUUGUUUUCUAAAAUAUCCAAACCGCAUUCCAAAGUGAACGUAUACAAGACUACAGGAUAUAUUAUAUAGUCAUAAAGUCUCAUAUGUACGACGUACACAAUUUACUUUAAGUAUUAUAACUCAAACGAAUAGAAUAUUUAUAUCAAUUUAUGUUCAUAAUACUUAUUAUCGUAUUAUACUUAAUUUACUUAAUGAAUAAACAGUUUUGUGGGUUUUAAAGUUUUAAGCGAAAAAAUUAAAAGUAGGUAAAACAAAGAAUUCAAUAUUACACAUUUCAAACAAUUUACGUACCUAUAGUUUUCUUUUAUCUAUAAAAAAAAGGUUUUUUUCAACUUAAGGUCUGUUUGUUUCAAAAUGUCUAGUUUUUUUUGUUGCUAUAUGUGAGAUCGCAUGUUUUUUAUUUUUUAGUAAUUCAUAUAAUAUAUGCUUUGUCAGGCGAAACAAUAGAUAGUGUACCUACCUAGUGUAAGUGAAAUUUUUACCGGGAGGGUCAUAACAUUAUCUCGCAGCAGGUAAUCUGUGUUCCAAACAUCAUGUUCAAAAAAACAAAAACUUCCAUAUAUUAUAUGAAAGUAACAGUUAAAGUAGUAAACCCAUUUUCAUUGUUACGCUCAGUAGCCUGCAUGUUAAUAUAAUAUUGUUAAAUAGAUAGGAACCUAUAACUAGAAAAAAAAACAAUAAUCGGUAAUUUCAAUUACGGAUCAUUUUUAAUUUUUAAAAGUCAAAAAAAUAAUAAAAUCUAAAAAUUCGACAUUUCAUACUUGUAGAAUUCUCGACAAAUUUAUAUUAUAGUAUAAUAAUAAAUAUGUACAAUAAUAAAGAAAAUCAAAAUGAGUUCGUCUUGCUAUAUAGCUGCAACUAUUAUGGGGGUAAAGACGAGUUGCAUGACCUAAGAACCAAUCUUCGGGGUUUAAGAAGGGGUCAUUAACAAUAGUAGUGUAAUUUUCGCUUUUUGCUCGUCCGCCGUCGCCGAGACGUCGAGACCACUCAUUUGGAACUGCACAAACCACAGACACUGUACAAAAAUGAUAGUUUAUUUCUUUGAGGAUUGAAUAAAGCACGUUGUCGGUUAUUUUCGUUUGCCUCGAGAAAUACCUUAGUAAAAAAAAAAAAAUGAUUGUACGGAUGUACGUAAGUAUAUAAACUACAACCGGUUCUACCUCACUAGAAACGUGCUCUAGGUUUUCCUACGUUUCGUAUUUUCGACCAAUGACGAUUGACGAUCAUCAUAUUUCGUGUUUCAAUACGUUUCCCACAAAAUCAUAAUUGUUGGUGUUCAUAAUAAUUCGAAAUCAAGAGGGAAAAAAAACGAUAACUAUAUGUGAGAAUAUUGUUUUCAUACAAUCGGGGUUUCCAUAUAGUUUAAUAACCAAAAUGAAUGUUAUGACGACAUCCAUAUCAUAUUUUUUAUGCGAUAGAAUCACAAAAAUAGUAAUUUAACGAGUUUUAAUAUACUUUAUAAUAUACUUAUUUUAACAUCGAUUUUACUAUAAUGGAGUAGACAUAAAUAAAAUAAACUAGUACUCGUGAUAGGAUUAAAGUAAUUAUAUUAUUGUUCCGUAUUGGACGUAAUUUGAUGUGAAAUGUGAUGAAAAAUCCUUACUCACAUGAGUAAGAAUUUUUCAUGGAAUAUGUGUAUAGAAUUUGACGAAUUUUUAAUGAUUCGUUUAUACUUUAUAGGCAUAUGAGCACUUUAUAUAUUUUCUACCGGGGUAGCUGGUAUAGGUAGGUAGUAAGUAAACACCUAAAUAUCUACUUGUGUAUCCGCAUAUACGUGCGGAUGAUUAAUCGGAAUUUCGUGUUUUAAGCGUUGGUGGUAACGAAUCGCAUCGCCGAGGAAAAUGAUGAUAUUAUUAUUAUUUUGUUAUGCCCGUUGACAAAACGAAUAAUUAUAAGUAGGAUUUAAUACUAUAUUAUGUUGUUGCCGACCGUUUUGAAGAAGUUGAAUCACGCGGACCAUGACCACUCCCUCCGCUUUCACUGACUGCGUUCCAUCCGGCCGGAAGACCUACAUAUGGAAAAGUUUCCAGGCUAUAACGCCAUGUAUACGACGCAUAUAUUAUUAUUAUCAUAUUAUAUGAAUGUAUAUAGACAUAUUAUACACAUAAUGACGAAGUGUCCAUACAGAAAAUUUCCAAAGUGGAUUUUGAGUCAUGGCUAUAUUAUACACUUAUAUAUAUAUAUAUAUAUAUAUAGAUAGAUAUACUGUUGCUAUCUUUUGUACUGCUGCGACACAAUAUUAUAUACAUUAUAGGUACAAAAUAUUAUAAUGUGCCUAAAAUAACGAGCUUGAAUGAUCCGGUGAAUUAUUAUUGUAAUACAUUAUCAGGUACCUAUAGUAUUAUAAUAAUAUUAUUAUUUAUAGAUACCGUGUAUAAUAAGAAAAUAUUUAAGGCAAAAUUUCAACGCGGCAAUCGCAUAUACCCAAUUUAUAGUGUACCUAGGUAUUAUGUUAUGUGUUAGUACGCGCGUAAUAAUUGUUCGACCGAAGCGAAACAAAUUAAUUCUCUCCGGAGGAUCAUAACAAUAAUAUUAUUAUUAUGCGCGACUUCUCCCGGAAAACUUUAAUCGGCGUAUUCGUGAUAAACGGUCGAUACAGUGAACUGAUCCAUGGACAUAGUUUUCGGUCUAAAAACUAAAUAAUUUAAUAUAAUAUUGUUGAUAACUGUCAUGUAGGUAGUUAUACAAUCAUAUAUUAUAGUUAUACGAUUAUUUGUGUAAGUAAACUUGAAGUUUAACUUGAUCUACAUAACGCACUCUCUCUCUCUACAUAUAUAUAUGUACUCUAAUAAUAUUCACUUUUGAAUGGAGAAUUAUAAAUUGUAUAGAAACGUAAUUUCUAUCGUGAACAAAUUCUAUAAUACUAUACGAACAAUAACUGGAUUGAAUUUUUCCGAAUGUCGCGGUAUUUCAAGAUUUUUGGACAUAAAGGAUAUCCAUUGGUUCUAGUCUCUUUUUCAAACAAAUUCGGUUGAAGUCUUAAACAUAGUGCUAAAAUUACGCGCCUUCGUAGCAAUAACACCGUUGUCAACGAUUUGUUUUUUUUAUUUUAAUAUAUCCGUGUAAUCAAUGAAACAGAUAGAUGAAGAUCCUUUUGUUGUUUUUUAUGCCGGCAAAUUAUUAUUUCGGCGGUUUUAGUAAAUUCGAUUUAUCCAUCUAUCUGUUUAUCAGUUAGGUAUUUAUUAUAUUAUUUUUUAACAAAAUUUAGAAAUUAAGAAAUGUACCUAUACGUUUUUAUUCUAAGUCAGUAAAUUUACGUGUAUAUUUGACCAACUCAUAAAACUGUACCUUAGAAAGACUCGGUCUCCAGAUACUAUGAAUUACACAAUAAAGUAUCCGCAAUUAAAAAAAUCCUAAUUAAGAAUAUUGCUACAGAUACACUAUUUCUUUUAUUAUCUUUCUUUAUCGUUAAACGCAGUAUUUUUAUUAUUAUUAUUAUAUACUGUUAUUAUAUUAUGAUAGAAGUAAAAUGUAAAAACAAAAAAGUUUUACGCUGAUCCAUGUCCCCUGACCCACAAACCUGAUCGUUCGAUACGACCGUCAUAUCCUAUAGUUUUACGUAGCAAAUUCGUUUUACUUUUCACGCCACAACUAUGUGUAUAUAUAUAUUUAUAUAAUGCAACUAUUUAGAGCUUCAGUGAUUGUUUAUAAAACACUGAAUGAUUUAUUAUAAUAUAUUAUAUAUCACGUUAUUUUUUCAUUGUGUUAAAUUAUUAAAUAAUAAUUGUCCUAUAAUCAAUAAAUAUAAUGAAGUUAUAUAAAUAUAUUACAAAAAGAUGUUCAACAAUUUGUUUAAAUGUUUGUUCAAAAAUAUACGUAGAAUAUUGAUUUCUUCAAAUGAUCUAGUAUCUACUCGUUUUAGUAUACUUUCAUUUUAUUUUAUACAAUUAUAUAUAUAUUUAUAUUAUUUAUGUGUAUGUAUAAUACAUUUAUACAUAGUUUAUACCUUAUAAUUACACCAGUUUUACGAGAUUUCUCUACAGGUAUUAAAUCUUCGUUUACAUAUUAUAUUAUAUCUUAUGUCGUGUCAUAUAUAUUAUAUAUUUUUUUUGUUUAUAGUGUUAAAUGUGGCUGCGGGAAAAGCACCUAUGCAAAUCAGUUCAGAACCCGGUGGCCUGCCUCAAAAAGCAAUUGACGGCAGCACCAGCUCGUUUUUCAGCCCCGAAACAUGCACACUCACUAAACCUGAACGUACUCCGUGGUGGUAUGUUAACCUGUUGGAACCAUAUAUGGUGCAAUUGGUGAGAUUAGAUUUCGGCAAAGCUUGUUGUGGUGAGUGUUUAAAUAAUUAAAAUCAUUUCGAAUUUAUUCACGUAUAAAAUAACAAUAAAUAGAUGUAUUAAAUCAAAUUCUACUAAAUAUUUUAAUUAUUUAUAAAAUUAAAAUUCACACAACAAAAUAAAUGGCAAUAGUACAUGUACUUAUUUAAUCUUUAAACGUUAUUUUAUUAGUGGUUAAGGAAUGAAAAUACAAAUUUAAUUUGUCUCUACAUUUGUGUCCAUCUGACAAAAUACCCGAUUGAAACAAAAUUUGUUUAAAAAAAAUGAAUAUUGACAGAGUCAUUAGCAUUCGGAUAAUACUGUAGAGUGUAGGACACUCACUUUCAAAAUUGUUUAUUUAUAUAUAAAACCAAAAUUCAUCAUAAUUUGUAUUUUUAAUUUGGUGUAUACAAAUUUUUUAAGCACAUAUCUACUGUUAAACUAAGAAAUGUAAUUAACUAUUUUAUUUCAAUUUAAAAUAAAAUCAAUACAAAUCAAUUGACUCAUAAGAAAUUUAAUAAAAUUCUAUACUUCGUACAAACAACUAAUGGUGCGUUAGGCGUAUAAAGACAAUUAUAAAUAGUAAAAUAAUAUAAUAUAUUAUGAGUGUUUUCACUUCAGAAAGAAGUUUGUUACUCUUUAUAUAAACACUAUAUUACUUUCGCGUUGUUUGUAUUCAUAGAGGUAUUUUUGGUAAAUAAGUUAAAGAAAUUAAACCAAUUUAAAGUAUCAUUCAAUAUUCUAUUAGCACGUGCGAAAAACGUGCACAGGAAACCGGUCAAAGAAAGUGGUACCUACUAUAUACUGAUUUUACUACUUGUAUUGUCGUUACUGUGUAAUAAAACAAUACAAAUAUUUGAUUUUUGAGAAGUGACUUUUCACACAGUCUGGAAAUUUCCCAAGUCAUAAAGCUUGUCAUAAUGACACUAUAUAUUACUCUUGAUUGUUUACAAUUGAACAAUAUAAAUAUGAAGUGUUGUUUGUCACACGCGUGUAAUAUUGAUUACAGGUAAAAACAAACCUGCAACGAUCGUCGUUCGAGUGGGAAAUAAUAGGCCCGACCUAGGGACGAAUCCUAUUUGUAACCGAUUCACUGGAUUUAUCGAUGAAGGGAAACCGUUAUUCCUUCCAUGUAAUCCACCAAUGCCUGGAGCAUUUGUCAGUGUUCACGUGGAAACUACUAGUGGAUCCACCCAAUUAUCAAUAUGUGAAGCUUUCGUUUACACCGAUCAAGUACCUAUAUUUUUUUAAUAAAAUAAUAAAGUAAAAACAAAAUUAUUAAAAUUAUUGAUGUUUAUAUUUUUUCAUAAUAUUUAAAUGUGUUUACAAAAAUAACAAUUCAAUAAAUUAUACACUUACAUAAUCAUUAUGUAGAGAGCCAUUUUUAUAGUUAUGUUAAAAUAAUUUUCAGGCGUUGCCGAUUGAAAGGUGUCCACAGUUUAGAGAUCAACCGCCAGGAAGUACUGCUACAUAUAAUGGAAAAUGUUAUAUAUUUUAUAAUCGGCAACCAAUGAACUUGAGAGAUGCGUUAAGUUUUUGUAGAUCAAGAGGUGGGACGUUGGUUGACGAAAGUAACCCUGCAUUACAAGGAUUCGUUAGUUGGGAAUUGUGGAGAAGACAUAGGUAAAAAAAUGGAAAACAUACAUGUAUACCAUAUACUAAUUUAUUGACUUGACGUUUAGUUUUAAACUAAAUUUUAAUGAAAAUACAAUUAUUAUAAACUAAUAGAAUAAUGUUAGAAUGAAUAACCUUUUUCAGGAGUGAUUCGCAGAGCCAAUAUUGGAUGGGUGCUGUAAGGGAUACUCACGACAGAAAUAACUGGGUGUGGUUAAAUGGCGAUGAUCUGACUGUAUCAUUCUGGAGUGUACCAGCAAGUGGACCUGACGCGACAGCUAUAAAUGGCGGCGAUUGCGCUCGAUUCGAUGGUGCUAAGGGUUGGUUAUGGUCGGAUACUAACUGCAAUGCCCCGCUAAAUUUCAUCUGUCAACACCGUUCGUAUUAAUUUAUUUCAGUUUUUAAUCUUGAACUAUUUUGAUCUAAGCGUCUUAAACCAUAUUUAUUUUUGUUUGUAGAGCCCACUGCUUGCGGUAAACCAGAGCAGCCACCAAAUUCAACGAUGCUUGCUGAAAACUUUAAUGUGGGUACUGUGGUCAAGUAUUCUUGCGACGAGGGUCAUCUUUUAAUAGGUCCAGGAACUCGUACGUGUCUUGGAACAGGAUUUUAUAACGAAUUUCCACCAGUGUGUAAACGUAAGUUCAGCAAUUAUUUAUAGCGUAGGUACAAUUAAGAUUUUUGCUUUGUACCUUUAUCUGUAAACAUUUUGGUAUUUUAGGAAUUCAAUGCGGAUUUCCUGCAGAAAUUUCCAAUGGCAUCUAUAAACUAAUCAAUGGAACCGUAAAUUAUUUAAGUCAAGUACAAUAUAGUUGUGUUGAAGGGUAUAAAAUGAACGGUCGGGAUCGAUUAAUUUGCGAUUUAGACGAAAGAUGGGACGGACCACCUCCUAAGUGUACAAGUAAUACAUAUAUCCUCUUAAACUUAUAACUAUACCAUUUAAUAUUUACAUGAUAAAUAUUAUAAACAAACAUUUAUAUAUUAAGUUCAAAAAUGCGAGGAUCCUCCAACAAUUCCAAAUGCCGAAUACCAAAUGUCAAACAACGAGAGUGUUGUUGGAACAAUAGUCGAAUACUCUUGCGUAUCAAAACGAUUCCGUUUAGUUGGACCAAAACAAUUGGUAUGUUUAUCAAGUGGUCAGUACGACAGUAAACCGCCUUAUUGUAAAGGUUAGUAUUACCUACUAUAAACAAUAUUAUAAUGAAUAAUAGUGCUACAAUGUGAACCGAUUUAAUAUUAUGAUGUUAUGUUGUUACAUGGUAUUCAGAAGAAAUCAAAACAUCAGUUGUACCGGUAUUGGUGACUAGACCCGUGUCUACCAGUACGACUACCGUUCCUAGUAGCCGUGCGCCGCCUCCGCCACCGUCGUCUUCUAGUCGUGAAAAACCGCGCCCGUUCACCACCAAACCCACUAUAGUGACGAAACCUACCCACGAACAAGUACGUUAAUAUUUUGUUUAACAUCGAUGUUACAAUGCGUGAGAGUAAAAAGUAGGUAAGUAAAUAGGUAUUAUACCUAUGUAUACACUUUUUGGGUUACAAAUAAAAAAUAGCUUAACAAUGGUUUAUCUGCGAGAUUAUUAGUUUAAAUCCAAAAAUUCGGUGGUGUUUUAUCAACCGGAAACUAAGCGAACGUUACUUUCACUUCAUAUAUUUAUUAUAGGACGAUAGCGGCCAGACGUCGUCCAAUGUGGUAAUUGCCUCGGCGCAUCCGCACGACAACGAGAUUCCGGACAGCGUUCACGUCCGAACAAACCCAAACGCGGCCAACAUACCGUCUCAGGUGGAAAGCGAACACAGGCUCGGCCCUAAACUAAACUUGGGUAAUUUACUAAUCAUUUUCAAAUAGUAAUUACUACUGUGAAUAAACCUAUGCAGUUUUAGUGUUUAUAAACUAGCACGUCAAAUUAUUGAAUUAUCAUUGUUUAACAGGGGCAAUAAUCGCGUUGGGAGUGUUCGGAGCGUUCGUGUUCCUAGCGGCAGUUGUAACCACAAUCGUUAUAUUAGUGAAAAGGUAAUGCUACUUUAACUCAAUAAUAAUAAUUACUAACAUACGCUGCUGUAUUUAAUAUAUUAUAAUAUUUAUACACAUAUAGUACCUAUAGGAUUAUCUAUAAUAAUAUAUAUAGGUAAUAGGUAAUAUGUAUUAUGAUUAAAAAAAUGUGUGCGCGAUUUAAAAUCCUCUUGUGUGUCUCUAUGCGACUAACAAUAAUAUAAAUCGCUUGUCGGCUGCUAUAUGUGGGCUGUUUUGUUUUUGUUCGCAGCAAUAGGAACCACAAACUACCGUCCGGUUCGCAUAACAUGCCGUCCCGAUGGUAUACACUUCUGGCAAUGCCGUUCCCCGACCAGCAAGUCGGACGGCGUCAGUUCUCUAGGGCGUAUAGAAACCGAGCCGGCUAUUUCUCUAAUCCGUUAUGACAAAAUAACCGCGCACUGCAAUAAAUACAUAAUAUUUUACGCGUGUACCUACUAUAUCAAAAUACAAAAAAAAAAACCAUAUACCCAAAAACCUAUAAAAGUCUAAGGUACGACUGAUAUAUGUAUCAUCAUCACCACUGUCAUUUUUUUUUUCUAUUCGCACUGCCGGUGUUCUCGUCCGAUUACAGCGCACAGUUUUUUUAUGUACCUAUUUAUUUGUUUUUCUUUCUUUUCUUUUUUUUAUCGCACGCUACGCUUCUUUUUUUCACACGCUUAAACAUAAUAUAAUAAUAUGUAGGUUCCUAUAUUGUAAUCGGUUAACGAGCAGCCCGGAAUAUUCUUCGGCGUCAUGCGUUUUCCCGCGGAAAUCAAACGGUUUAUUUACCUUGAUUUUUUAUUUUUUUCAGGAAUCGCAGUGCUAAACACUACCGCCACCGUGCAUCCCCGGACACGAAUACGGUAGCUUCGUUGGACUCGUCUGGGUCCGAAAGCCGGGGAGGUCUUAACCGGUACUAUAGACAAGCCUGGGAGAACUUACACCAGUCGGCAGCGUCUCCGAAACACUCUCGACAACACCACCACCACCAUCACCACCAUGCCGGGGGUGGCAGACGCAAGGAUACAAUAGAUUCGUCAGCCCGGGUAGAGAGCAUGCGUGACGGGGCCGAACUGGUAGUCAAUGACGUGUACCAUCCCCGAACGCAAGACAAGAAGAGACAUCAUCAUCAUCAUCAUCAUCAAAACAGAUCAGUCAACAGAUAUUGAGUAGCGGUUGGGGGGGGGUCGUAAAUGAGGAUUUCGAUGUUGCUUUAGGUACCUACCUAUCUAUAGCUACUAUUAGCUAAUGUAGUAGUGUUUCAGAUUAAAUUCAUAAGUUGCAUACCUACCUAGAUCUGUAAUAGUAGCGUCGGGACCUUUAAAUAAUAUAGAAGAGAACAAUUUAUUCAUGAUCCAUUAAACCCACUCCAGCCAAUUGAUUUACAUUAUAAUAUACAGAUCUAAGGUGUUUUCACAAAAGUCAGUAAGUGACCAAUUUAUAGAGCCCACAUUCAUCUACCACCUGACCAAAAUCCAGAAGCAAGAACUGCUUCCAACAAACAUUGUUUAAUACGCCAUUGGUCUGUAUAACAUUAAUUUACUCAUACUUUCCCUUUGUAUACGCCUAGAUGAUUAUUUACCUACCUUCUCAACAGUGUUCUGAGAACAGAUACCACAUUUGUAAUAUCUUCCUAUUGUAGAUUAAAAAUCACCCUGUAGCACAUUUAUGGCAAUUUGUUUUCACUUCCAUCAGCUAAAUAAAUACCAAAGAUUUUAACUUUUUAUUUAAAACAUGGGGCACUGAAUAUAAUAAAACAUAUUUAUUUGAUAAUCCCAAGAAAAUUAAUAUUUCAAUAUAACAACAUUUAAAUAUAAUAAACGUUAUUCAAAAUACCUUAAACUUUUCGGGCGAAUUGCUUUGAUAUUUGGUUGAACAAAAUAUAUUUGUGUAAAACAUUAAAAAUAUCUUCUGCAGUCUAAACUAUUUUCUUAUUAACUAGUUAAUGACUAAUAACUUAGUUAAUAAGUCUAUGUUCUGCAUUAUAAAUUAACAGUGAUUUUACAAUGUUCAUUGAAAAUUAUUAAUACUUAAUUUCCAAUUAUUGUUAGUUCAAACUCAUAUCAAAGUAUUGGUGAUUGCUUUGUAAAUAAAAUAUUUUAAUCCUAAAUUAAGUAAUUACUGAUAUUAUUACCUGAUUUAAAUAAUUGACUAAACAUAACUCAAAUAAUGCAGUGACAUGACAUUUAAGUAUUUAACAUAUAACGUCACAAAUAUAUUGUACACAUAGUUCCUAUAAUUAAUUCACAUGAACAGUUAUUAUUUAAAGUUGCAUGUACAUUACAAUCAUUAUCUAUAUGAUAUUAUUUCCAACAUAUAAAAAAAUAAAAUGAUAAUUUACAUUAUAUCUUAGAAACUUUAAAUAAAAAGUAUAUUUUUUUAAAUCUUAUCAUAAAAGAUAUAAAAUAAUUAUACAAUUAAUAUUCUACAUAUUAUAAAAAUAAUUAUGACAAGUUACAGUAGUUUUUGUGGGGAGUUUUGCUAAAGUUUUAUUGUUUGGUUUUUUAUUUUUAGAAUUCACUAUGCGAAUCAUUUUUGGUUUUUGAAUACCUAACAUUCAAAUAAUUUUUAAAAAUGAGUUGAAUUUUGUCUACCUUUACUAUAAUUAUAAGGCAAUAUAUUAUAAUUGAUUCACAUCUCUACAAAUUGCUAAAUUGUAGGAAUACAAUUUAUCAACGACUGAAAAAAGGCCGCUUAAAGUCAACCAAAAAAUUGGAAUCCUCAUUUUGGUCUUUUUAAAAGAUAAGAUCCCCUAAAUUAUAUUGUCAGCAUUGGACAUAAUAUGUAUUAUUUUUAAUGUUACCUUUUCUGACGUUGCAAUUUAAGUCAAUAAUAUUUAAGCUUAAUUAUUAUUAUUAUUAUACAUAAUAUAUUUAUGAAUUAUUUAUUUAUUUUUAUAUAAAAGUAUUACAAUUUACAACAAACUUGUUCAAGUUAUAGAUAAUAUUCAUUGUAUACAUGUUUCUUUUUUUUUUAUUUGAUUGUCAAAAUCAUAAAAAAAAAAAAAAAGGUAAAAAAAAUCUAAACUACAUAUAUAAACUUUUACUGUCAAAGUUUAUCGCGAUUAUAUAUUAUACAAAACAUAAUUUUUUCAUCUUGUUUUUUUAGAUUAAUUAAUUAAUUAAAUUAUUGAAUUUUGUAAAUAUAAUAAAUAUAGCCAAGGUAUAAUAUACUUUGAUCAAUAAAUUACAUGUGUAUACAUUCCACGCAAAAUAUAGUGUAGUAUACAAUAUUAUUCAAUAAUAUGUUUAAUGGUUAUGAACAUUAUACAUGUUACACACAAAUAAUAAUAUAUUAUACAUAUUUAAAUUUGAUAUAAUUUGAAGACACAAUCAUUUUAUUUUGAAAUAUUGGUUUAAAUAUUUUGCUGUUAUUUUAUUACUGUUGUUUUAGGAACCUAAUUAAAAUGUUAU
This is a messenger RNA of Cinara cedri, 33187 nucleotides long. The record is from the annotation of a GenBank genome assembly. Lineage: Eukaryota; Metazoa; Arthropoda; Insecta; Hemiptera; Aphididae.